Messenger RNA from Ylistrum balloti, 1458 nucleotides. RefSeq names its product myosin regulatory light chain, striated adductor muscle. The transcript has 8 exons. Gene Ontology annotation, cellular component: cytoplasm; myosin II complex. The coding region runs from base 102 to 575 and encodes 157 amino acids. Gene Ontology annotation, molecular function: calcium ion binding; myosin heavy chain binding. NCBI's taxonomy places the organism in Eukaryota, Metazoa, Mollusca, Bivalvia, Pectinida, Pectinidae. The record is from RefSeq and is a predicted model, not a curated record.
CGUAUCGCUCGUGUUCAAGCCCGGUCGUGAGUCAACAGCUGUGCAGGUCGUUCGGCCUUAUAUUCUUUAAGUAGUUGGAUAUCAACUGAACAGGAGACAAAAUGGCAGAUAAAGCAGCAAGCGGAGUUUUAACCAAGUUGCCCCAGAAACAAAUUCAGGAGAUGAAAGAGGCCUUCUCCAUGAUUGACGUAGACAGGGAUGGUUUCGUCAGCAAAGAGGAUCUCAAAGCUAUCUCCGAACAGCUCGGCAGGACACCCGACGACAAGGAAUUGACAGCUAUGUUGAAGGAAGCUCCCGGUCCAUUGAACUUCACCAUGUUCUUGUCCAUCUUCUCAGACAAGCUCAGCGGUACCGACAGUGAAGAAACCAUCAGGAACGCAUUCGCCAUGUUUGACGAAGCAGAAACCAAGAAACUCAACAUCGAGUACAUUAAGGAUUUAUUAGAAAACAUGGGAGACAACUUCAACAAAGACGAGAUGAGGAUGACAUUCAAGGAAGCCCCUGUAGAAGGAGGAAAAUUCGACUAUGUAAAAUUCACAGCGAUGAUCAAGGGUAGUGGAGAAGACGACGCAUAAAACUGUACCAUCACUAUUCCUACAUACUAGCACUACACGAGGCGGGCUUUUCAUCCCAACAGAUCUGGCUCUUCCGGUCUUGGUGAUGACGUCAUCAUGAUGUCAGAAGAACGACUCCUUCUUCGCAAAAUGAACAGUGUACAUACCUGCUCAUUUACGGAAGAUUUACAUCUGGAGGGAUGGAAAAGACAACAUAAAAAUAGACAUAUCUAUCCUAUUUCAAAUUCGCAAGGAAAAGGCAUCCGAUAUUAUAUGAAGUUUCUCAAGCCAAAGAGUGCUAUCAUUCCAUUUCUAACACUGGUAACGAGGGGCACAGCUGUUAUACGUACUCGCUCCCGGGCCUCAUUUACAAGGAAGCGCCAGCUAGUGUCGGGUUAUCUCCCAGAACAGGUGGAGAUAACUACCAAAGAUGACUUUAAUGUUUUGUAACACCAACUAUUGCUGCGAUACCAACUUGAAUGAAGAAUAACAUCAAGGACAAAGUCGUCUUGGAAACCUCCCGAUUUCUGUUGGCUUGAGAUGCUUUAAAAUGCGAUCCGAUUCUUGGUGACAUUUCCAAAUAUAGAUUACCCAAUUUGUUUCUCUCUCUUGUAUAUACCUUUAUUACAAAAAUACGUAACUUUCAUCAACUUUAUUAUAAAUCGUCAUGCCACGCCUCUGGGAAGGGUGGACAAAAUCAUUUAGAGGAACCGCUUGCGUUCCUCGAUUCUUUUUGUGUUAUAUAAUGACUCUGUAAAUUAAUUGUAUACAAAUUUUGACCUGUCGUCUUUUCAUUCAUAAUAGAACAGAGUACAAUUUUCAAUCAUUUGUACUUGGGUAUAUAAAUAUUUAUUAUAAAUUUAUGUAUUUAUCCCAGGGGAUUAAAUAUUGUCGAAAUAGCUAA